Molecule: messenger RNA, 1269 nt
Organism: Trypanosoma theileri
Lineage: Eukaryota; Euglenozoa; Kinetoplastea; Trypanosomatida; Trypanosomatidae
Exons: 1
Coding region: 1-1269 (422 amino acids)
Source: RefSeq, a predicted model, not a curated record
AUGACUCUUGCGGCUGCGGCUGCAGCUGCGGCUACUGCUACUGCUAAUCAUAAUAAUCAUAAUACUACAACUACAAGAACUACAACAACUACAUCUAUUAGUAAUACGGGAGUGGAGAGGCCAUCCUCAUCUCUCUCUCUCACUCACUCUCACUGUUAUGGGGAGUCCCCGCCCACGGCAGCGGAUCGUCGUGUUUUGUCUGAUCUCCCGCCUGAGGGGCACGCCGCGUGUGUGUCCUCCGCCGCCCGCCGGCGGUUUGAGCCGCAGGAGUUGCAGCGCCUGCACGCCGACGCGGCCCGCGAGUAUCGACUCCGCAAGAAUGCCGGCGAGCGGCGGGAGGUCGAGCGCCACGAGGAACUCGCGCGGGCCGAAAUCGUCGAUGCCGCCGCCGCCCAAUACGCCGCCAUCACCGCGUGGGCAGACGAGGAGGGCCGCGAGCGGGACGUCCCACCGGGCGGAUGGCCACUGCGGCAAUUAGAGGACCGACUCGCACGGAGAGUACGCGAGCAACGAGAACGAAAUGAACAAAAAGAACGGGAGGAGGGCCGAGCCGCGUGGCGGGCCGCCGUCGCCGCCGCAGAAGAGGCCGCCGCACACGCACGUGCCGUAGAGGCGUGGCGCCGCGAGAAUGAACGGGCCUUGCGGGCGGCCAUUGUGUUUCUCAUUAGUACAGAAACCCGCUGGCGCCGCGAGGAGGCAGACGGGGAGGCCACUGCGUGGGAGACACUUCUCGCACAAGAGCGGGAUGGCCGCGCCGAGGCGGAGCGCAUCGCCUAUGAGAACUUCAUGAAUAGUCCUGAACAGAUUGCAUUGCGACAGGAACGGGAACGGAAAGAGGCAGCAGCACGGCGAUUGGCAGCGCGGCAGAUGCGUCGCUUUAAUAAAGAACAGGAGAGUUUCGUAAAGUCCUGUAGACAUGGGCGAGGUAAUACAUCUAUGUUUGAAGGACCAACGGCAAAGAAAUUGUGUGUCUCAUGCGGUGUCAAGUUUGAUGAAAAUCUGGGAUACUAUGUCCGACUACGCGGCCCCACCAUUCCCCCACCGGCACCAUUAAAUGGAACAGAACAACAACAACCACAACCGCAACAACAACAACAACAACAACAACAACAACAAAAGUCUGGUUCAGUGCGGCCACGGCAAAGCACUGUUACCACAUUACCCCCAAUCACUCAGAAAAAACAACAACAGGGUGGGAUGAAAAAUAGUAGAGAUAUGUCUAAAGGGUCCCUUCGAACAAAGGGAACAAAUGGAAUUAGAACUACAUAG